AUGUCUCAGAACAGUGAGUUUCAUAUCAGUGAAGGAGACCUGAUCCCCUCCCCCACUACAUAUUACCUUGCACAGAAGUACCUUGGAAAUGGCUCCUAUGGUAUGGUCAUUCAAUGCAGGAAUGUGACCACCGGUGAAACGGUGGCUUUAAAAAUCAUCCAAAGCCUUGAAAACAUUGACUGUGCACAAGAAGAGGAGGUCAUCCUUCAAAACAUGAAGAAGCUCCAUUCAGACAGGUUCAACAUCGUCAACUUGCACGAGUCAUUCUUCUACAAGGAACAUUACUGUCUUGUGUUUGAGCUCCUGGAUAUGGAUCUGCAGAAAUUCAGACAGAUCAGCCCGGGUCAACACCUUCAGCUGAAGCAGAUCCGCCCCAUUCUGCAGCAGCUAGCUACAGCCUUGGACUUUAUGAACAGCGCAGGGAUCAUUCAUGCAGAUUUGAAGCCAGAUAACAUCAUGCUGGUGGAUCAUGUCAGGCAGCCACUCAAAGUUAAGGUCAUUGACUUUGGCAUAUCCUGCGAUGAUCCUGAGGAAAUGAUCGGUGAAACCCUCCAGACCUUGUGGUACAGGUCUCCUGAGAUUCUGUGUGAAGAUCGUUUCAGCGGGAACAUCGACGUAUGGUCUCUCGGCUGCAUUGCUGCUGAGCUCUCAAUGGGCACACCGCUGUUCCCUGCCAAGGAUGAGAAGGAUUUGGGGAAUCAUCCUGUCUGGACAGAAGACGGCCAAGCGGAAUAUUGUGACCUGCAGGGCUUUAUGGACCUAAUGAAACAGAUGCUGAUGAUGAGUCAGUAUGAUAGAAUUACCCCCAACCGAAUUCUCCAGCAUCCGUUCAUCACGAUGAGCCACCUUCAAGGUUCAUUCAAAAACAGCCUCUAUGUGAAGUCAUGUGAGGAUCUGAUGGACAUCUGCAAGGAUCAGAGCUCUGAGGAUGAAGGACCUGGAGAGCAGGUGAUCCUGCAAAUGUCCCUGAACAGGGAAUCCUCCAGCAGCACUGCCAGCCCAGCCAAGGAGGCCAGCAAAGUGAAUGUGAAGUCUGGCAACAGACCAGAAGACUCCAAGGUCAGAAGGUGUGAACAACUGGCAGUCGCUCGAAAAGGCACGAGUGGGAAAACAGGCCCAAACCAGUGCAAGAGGAUGAGAGAGAGGCAUGAUCCCUCAUCCAUUUUCAACCCCUCAAGAAAGAAGAAACACAUGGGCUCUGCUGGAAUGAGAGACUCCCAAGCCAAGGUCAGAAUGAGUGAACAACUGGCAGCCGCUCAAAAAGGCACGAGUGGGAAAACAGGCCCAAACCAGUCCAAGAGGAUGAGAGAGAGGCAUGAUCCCUCAUUCAAUGGCAACCCCUCAAGAAAGAAGAGACACAUGGGCCCUGCUGGAAUGAGAGACUCCCAAGCCAAAGUCAGAAGGAGUGAACGACUGGCAGCCAUUGGAAAAGUCGCAAGUGGGCAAACGGGCCCAAUCCGGCUGAAGAGGAUGAGAGAGGAAGAUGAUAGUGUUGGUCAAAACCGGUUCGUGGCGAGAAGAAGGAUAGAACUUGCCCUUUAA
This is a messenger RNA of Pleuronectes platessa (European plaice), 1542 nucleotides long. Its product is annotated as homeodomain-interacting protein kinase 3-like. The transcript is spliced from 6 exons. Bases 1 to 1542 code for a protein of 513 amino acids. Gene Ontology annotation, biological process: peptidyl-threonine phosphorylation; peptidyl-serine phosphorylation. Gene Ontology annotation, molecular function: protein serine/threonine kinase activity; ATP binding. NCBI's taxonomy places the organism in Eukaryota, Metazoa, Chordata, Actinopteri, Pleuronectiformes, Pleuronectidae. The record is from RefSeq and is a predicted model, not a curated record.